Messenger RNA from Lachancea dasiensis, 2247 nucleotides. Lineage: Eukaryota; Fungi; Ascomycota; Saccharomycetes; Saccharomycetales; Saccharomycetaceae. The record is from the annotation of a GenBank genome assembly.
AUGGCGAUGCCAGGAUGGAAUCAAGAGAAAGAUAUGUUGAUGGACGUGGACGGACUCGAUUUUUUUAAAGACUCCAGAGAGGAUGUUAACCAGGAGGACACCCGAAUGCUCGAGGAGCCAACAAUAGAUGAUAUAUCUGGUGCUCCAGAAACUCAAUUUGAUGGUGAGCAACCUAUACGAGAAUCUCUCAGCGAAUUCAAGUCUUGUGGCUUUGCCCUAAAGUUUCAAAUGGCACCUGCUUCCAGCCGAAGUUUGGGUUAUAUCAGCACUAGAAAAGGCAACGCCACGCUCACGAAUGGCGGCAACCACAGUGACAUAAAUUCGGACCUAUACUCACCUCUAUUUCAUCGUCUGGACUCCUCAGACGACUACAAGCAAUUUGUGCUCACUUGUUUCGAGAUCUAUAAAAAUUUGGACGAAGAUCGGGUAUUUUCUAUCCCUACAAUGGGACUCGUAAGUCAGACAUCGCGGAAAGAGCAUGUGGAGGCGGUGAACUUGGCAAUGGAGGCAUUAAUUGAUGAGGUCGAUAGUUUCAUAGCGACUCAGAGUAUAGUACGAGCCUCUGAGUUGGGGGAUUGUCUCGCCAUCUUGAAUUGUAUUCAAGCCUUUUUCUUCACCACUGCAUCAGCUACCGAUCAAACUGGGGGGCUAGCGAGGCAAUUAACUCAUUGGAUAAAUAGGGCAGACGGCGAGCCAUCGGAGCUAGUUGUCGAUCAAGUUUUCAGGCAAGGCCCGGCCAAAAAAGUUUAUGAAACUUCUUCCUUUUGGAAACUGGUAAACCAAUUGUUGCUAAGGGGUUUAUUUGAUCAAGCCAUAGGUGUGUUGGAAAAAUCUAAUAUCUUUAAGGACCUGGAGACUACCUGUGAGCUGACGUUCAGCGUUUUGACUGACGUUGUGCUUCUAUUAAAGCAGUAUCCCUCAUCUAAUGGGGAGGAAUAUAGAGAAUGGAAAGCCGCUAGCCUACAGCUUUCUCAAUACUACUGUGAGUCUUCAUCUGAGGUCGACGCUGAAUUACGCAACAUGAUAUGCGACAUGGUGCUUCUAAUCAGUGGUACUCAAGCAAAAAUAUUGCAGUAUUCAAGCUACUGGUACGAGGCUUUUUGCGGGCUCUUCAUGUUCUAUAUACCUACCUUGGAAUUAUCUGAAGAAUACCUUCAACUAUCACUGAAGGCCCAUCCCCUGGACGUUUGUAGCACAUGGGAGCAGGCGUGUGCUGAGAUAAUAAGAGGGAAGAUAUAUGCUGUUUUACCCAUGAUUGAGUCCUUAGAUUCCUGUAUUGCUGCCUUUUUUGCGGCAUUCUGCGAAGCACAAGGGUUAUUGGAGUCUGGAAAUAGUUUAGUGGAGCGUCAAGGUGGUUACGAAGGUAUUGAAGGCGAUUUAUUCUCUUCCAACAACAGUAUGGCAAGCUUCUUAUUGCACGGUUUUGCGCUAGAGCUCUGCUCCUUUGACGAUAAGCAUUUGUGGUCAGUUGCCAUAGGAAUACUGGCGAUGACUCCUAGUCCGAACGGGAGCGCAGUGAGAGUAGCUGUCGCGGAACUGUUACCACAUUUUCCCUUUCAAAGCAACGAUGAUGUUGAGUGGCUACUCACCCUUUGUGCAAAGUGGAGAUUACCUGAGGUCGCGAAAACAAUCUACAGGAUACUUGGCAACAAUUUUAUUUCUGAAAACAAUGUCAUCGAGGCCAUGACAAACUUCAGCAAGGCUGGUGAGUUUGAGUGGGUCAAGCACUACUCUUGGAUGAUUUUCGAGGCCUCUGCGCUGCAAGGUGCACCUCUAGAAGACGAGAUCAUAGAUGCAAUCGUGAGCAAAAAGGCACACGCCGAAAUUCCCAAAGAAAUCUUGGAAGCUGUUUUGACCGACGCCAUGAAGCAAGCACUCUCGCCAUACGCCGUCCUAUAUCAACUAUACCAGCAGCUAGGACAAAAGGAUUUGAAUAACGCACUCGAAAAUUUAUUGAAUUUACUCGAGUUCCCAUAUUUGCCCAAGCACUAUCUAGCCCUACUGGCCGCAAAUUUGCUGUACCCGGUUUUCCUAUGUGAAGGCAGCCGACAAAUCCCAGAGGACAAAAUUAUUCGGCUCAUCAAGGCCAUCGAUAGAUUCGAGAACGACGACAGCAAAAGCAUUGCUAUGUAUGCAGCGCUGAAGGAGAAGCCUGGUAACGACGAACUUCCAGAACAACUGAGCGAUUUUGUAAAACGGGUAAGACAGAGGCUGAACCUCAAGAUUUGUGAGGAAUAUAUAACGUGA